Kwoniella mangroviensis CBS 8507 is the source of this 579-nucleotide messenger RNA. RefSeq lists its product as uncharacterized. The record is from RefSeq and is a predicted model, not a curated record. The transcript has 6 exons. Gene Ontology annotation, molecular function: beta-glucosidase activity. The coding region runs from base 1 to 579 and encodes 192 amino acids. Gene Ontology annotation, biological process: glucan catabolic process. NCBI's taxonomy places the organism in Eukaryota, Fungi, Basidiomycota, Tremellomycetes, Tremellales, Cryptococcaceae.
AUGACCAAAUCAGCUGUGAUCUACCCAGAAGCGAUUCUGAAGCAGCUCACGAGCGAGGAGAAGAUUGCACUCCUCAGUGGGGAUGAUAUGUGGCAUACAGUACCUGUGCCCAGGCUAGGGGUACCAAGAGUACGAAAUGGUGUGCGAGGUACAGCUUGGACCAACGGUGCCCCGGCGUCAUGUUUCCCGUCAGCUACCGGCUUAGGGGCAUCUAUGGACGUGAACCUUGCACACCGUAUUGGAGAAGCAUUAGGGGAAGAAUGUAGAGCAAGAGGUGUGCACUGCCUGCUUGGUCCUACGACAAAUUGUCAAAGACACCCAUGUGGUGGGAGAGGUUUCGAAUCUUUCAGUGAAGAUCCCUAUCUUUGUGGGCAUGUUGCCUUGGCUUGGGUGCAGGGUGUGCAAUCGAAGAAAGUUAUGACUUCUGAAUCUGUAGACUUCCUGGCCAACGAGCAAGAGUACCUUCGACGAAGCAACAACUCGGUCAUCGACGAGAGAACUAUGCACGAGGUCUACCUGGAGCCCUUCCGAAUUCAAAACAAAGCAAAACCAUCCGUCUUCAUGUCAAGUUACAAUUGA